This is a messenger RNA of Lactuca saligna, 741 nucleotides long. NCBI's taxonomy places the organism in Eukaryota, Viridiplantae, Streptophyta, Magnoliopsida, Asterales, Asteraceae. The record is from the annotation of a GenBank genome assembly.
AUGGAAUUAGAGCCUGGUAGUGCAAAAGACUCAAAUGUUUUUUUUCUUUCCAGUGACAUCCUCCAGAAAUCCAAAGUGGUGGUAUUCAGCCUUUCACAAUGUCACCGGCCUGGUUGGUGUCGGUGUCCUCAGUCUUCCUUACCCUCUAUCUCAACUUGGAUGAUUGAAGCACAAGGGUGUGAAAUCAUUGAGGUUCUUAGCAGAGAGAAGUGUAAUGAAGUGCUUAUUGCACUCUAUUCGUACAUCUCUUCACAGGGAUCAUCUUUACUUUCUGCAUAUCUUUCUAGUUCUGAUGUUACAGAUUAUGGUUUGUUACAUAUUAAAGAAGGCAAGAAUGUUGAGGCUUUAAACCUUAAUUUCUAUGAACAUAUCUCUGAUGUUGGGCUUGGAUUCAUUACUGGUCUUUCAAACUUGAUAAGUUUGAGUUUGAAGAAGAACACAAACAUCACUACAAAAGGAUGUUCUGGAAUCCAUGGUGGCCUUGUCCAUUUAAGAGGUUUACACAAGCUUGCAUUGCUGAAUAUGGAACGUUUCCCUAUUACUGCAACAUGCCUGGAUUUACUUUCAGAUCUUGUUGCUCUACUUUUUCUGAAUGAGGCUGCUGAUGACAAAGCACCACAAUCUGAAAGAGACAUCAAGUCACGUGCAAUUAUUGGGUUUUCAGUUCAUUUACAUUGCAAACUUGCUGCUUUAGUUCAACAUGCAGAUGGAGGUCAAGUCACUAAGUUUCUUGCUUGUUAA